GCACGCACCCACGCUCCCAAACACUCCGCGGCGCGCGCUCCUCCACGUGCACUCUCACACAGCAGGCACCAAAGCCUUACGUCAAGCCAGACAGGAAGAAGAAAGCAAAUCUGAUGGCACGAUAGCCGGGUCCUCACGUCCCACCGAAACAAAUGCCUACCCGCUCCUCUCGCCCAUGGACGCGCCAUCCUGUUUCGCACGGAUUUCGUCUGUGUGCACUGAGGCAGAGCUGAUCUUAUGGCAGACAUCAGCCCGCCUUGUACCGUCGCCCAUCUGAUCCACUGUGAGAGAAAAUAAUUCGACGAGAGGAAGUGAGAUGAAAAGCCAACAAAGGCCAUCACUGCUCGCCUUAUCGGCACUCCUGCUCUGCACAUUACACCAGACAGCUGGGUCCAGCAGAUCUCAUCGCAGCAGCUCAGCAUCAACAACAUCCCCAUCAGAGGUGAGAGGCAGGAAUCAUUUGGGGACGCCCCAAAACUGGUUAAAACAGACUGAUAUUACUUCCAACUAUGGCAAUCACAGCCACCAAAGUAGGCCAUCGCCAACGCUUAAAGAGGUAACAGGCCACGUGAAUGGCUUCUCUUUCAACACCAGCAGAGGCAAUAUUACUACUGUGAUAUCUGGAAGGUCUGGCAGGGCACCAAGCUGGAGCCCAGAGGAAGGGGUGUCACCACUGUGUGCCUACCGAGUGAUUGAGGGAGGCAUUGGGGGGCAGCUGUGUUUUCGACAAACGCUGCCUGGGUACAAGUGUCGUAAGGGAGACUGCAGGACAGCUGUGUCUUUGGGGAAUCUGGUGGCAAAUAUUCUUAUCAAUGGCAGCGUACUGUUACAGUGGACCCAUGAGGGAGAAUCCACAAUGACUGGCCGAGACGUGAAGACUGCAGCCAGUCAGAAGAGCAGUGGGAAUCCUGGGAGUAAUUUAACAAGCGAGGGAACUCUUAGAUCAAACUCUGUUUUCAGUGGCCGACGCCACAGAAGGGGAGGCUACGAGUUGAGCUGCUGGUGGAACGGAAGUUAUACUCAGUUUGAGUGUGCUGGUGUCCAUCUUGGAUCUGGCUGCAGGGACUUUCUCCUGACUGAGCUGCAUGAGAACAUCCCCUACCGCAUCUGCCUGCGCUCUCUGGCCCACUCCAAUCCAGCCCAGAGAGCAGACCCGCGGGACUGUGUAGAAUUUACUCUGCCGCCGUCUGGGAUGCAGGACAUUGUGAUCGCCAUGACAACGGUGGGGGGAGCUAUUUGCGUGAUGCUGGUCAUCAUCUGCUUGCUGGUGGCAUAUAUCACAGAAAACAUCAUGAGCCCCACGACACAGCACACAUACUCCUACCACACUCACUCGCAUCACUGAUGUUACACUGAAUCCAAGAUGCACUGCUAAAUGAAUCAAAUGGCCUGCAUUUAACAUCCAUGAUGACCAUAUCUAAUCUCACAAUCAUAGUCACUCGUUGUCAAUAAUAGUUAUUUUCAAUCAGCCAUAUAAUAUGAUAUACACAUCCUGUUAUCACUGAAUUGAAGCACAAUCUACUGUGGCUCUGCAAAUAACACGCCUUGUCAACCUCUGCGUGGGUACUGAUAACCUACAUCUACUAUUAUGCAGUAGUUUACUGUGUUAUGUUUUUGCUCAAGGUUGUCUGUGAUUGAGUCUGUCAAUCUGUAUGCUGGCAGCAUUUAAACAGCAAUACAAUAAAUGAAAUGGCUUUGAGUACAUCAGAAACAGCUGUUUUUGCUAAAUGUGCAGCCUGUGAAAGUGUCCAGACUUGUCCUGUCCUUGCUGAGACGCAGGAAAAAUAAAACUUUACUGAAUUCAAUUUUUCCACUUGACUAAAUCAUCCCACCAUCUAGUUUUGCUUUUAGUUCUGCAUACAGUAUGUAUUUUUACCAUUUUGUGAAGGGCAAUCUGGUGUACAAUCUCCAAAUACUGUGCCAAACAUCUUGAGAAUGCCGUUAUGUCCUGCUGUCAGUGAAUAAAGUACCAUGAGGUCAUUUGUAAUACUUUA
Messenger RNA from Siniperca chuatsi (mandarin fish), 1994 nucleotides. RefSeq names its product fibronectin type III domain containing 10 (gene fndc10). Bases 317 to 1345 code for a protein of 342 amino acids. The record is from RefSeq and is a predicted model, not a curated record. NCBI's taxonomy places the organism in Eukaryota, Metazoa, Chordata, Actinopteri, Centrarchiformes, Sinipercidae. The transcript is spliced from 2 exons.